AUGGCUGAACUUGCUGCACUCGGCGUCGCAGCCAGUGUACUUCAGGUUGUCGAUUACGGCACCCGCUUCCUCACCACGCUAUACCAAGUCAGACAAUCGAAAGGUGACUUUCUUAACAAUCUUCAAAGCUUACACAACUCGUCGAGCAAUCUCAGGGAUGCCCAGCAUGAGCUUCGUGCGAUUUCACUCCCCGGGACCAGCACAGAUGCAGCGAUAUCGUCUCUCGCCAAGAAGAGUGAAGCGGUUGCAAAAGAAAUCCUUGACUCGUUGAAGCGCAUCGAGGAAAAUAGCCACGGACGGAAGCGCGACGCGGUGAUCAAAACAUGGCUGAUCAUCUUGAAGGAGGACAAAUUGAAAGGCCUGGAAGGCAGACUGACAGAGGUCAAGGCAGACCUGACGUUCUACCUAUCCGUCAAUUUGAGAGCUACGGCACGAGAGACUCUGGAGAACCAGAUGCAGAUGUUGCAGGAGAUGCGUGACAUACGAGUAGACUUUAAAGCGAUCGGAGACGCUACGAGUGCAAACGAAGUUCAAGCAGGCUUCGGCUCGUUAGCCAUUGAGUAUCUUACCGGCGGCUUACAUGAGCGCCAGAAGCUUAAGUCCGAGUUCAUAGAUGCAUUGAUCGCUCGUAUCCACAAUUCUGAGGCCAAGGUGCCACCAGAUUCAUCGAGCAUCCAACUAUCACCACAGAGGCGACAACAUUUGGAACACAUUUUUAUCUCGAGAGUCCGAUAUGAUACCAUACAAGAGAGAGAACUCACGAUAAAGGAAGCCCACAAGGGAACAUUUCGCUGGAUCUUCAAUGACAAUAAGGCUGGGGCUUCACCGAUUGGCUUCAAAGAGUGGCUUGCAUCCGACGGUAGCCUCUACUGGAUCACCGGAAAGCCAGGCUCAGGAAAGUCUACGCUGAUGAAGUACCUCCUUCAACCUAUUGACGAAUCGAGCAAUGAGAACAGAUGCAACGAAUACUUGCAACACUGGGCAGGAGACCAGAAGCUCACGAUUGCCACGUUCCAUUUCUGGGCCAUUGGAUCAGACAUACAGGCGAGUAAAGAAGGAUUGCUUCGGACCCUGCUUGUUCAGCUUUUUCGCGCGAAUCCAGAGGUCAUUCCACUUGUUGCUUCGUCGCGUUGGGAAUCUUUGUGCCUUUUUAAUGAAGACCCCAGGCGCUUGAGCCAAGAUGAAUUGGAGGAUAUGUUUCGCCAUGCAGUAAAACAUAUCAGCUCCCGAGCAAAGCUUGCACUAUUUAUCGAUGGCUUGGAUGAGUUUGACGGUGAUUGCAAUGUUCUUAUAUCCCUGGUACAGGAGUGCAUCGCGUCCCCAAUCAAGAUUUGCAUCUCGAGCCGUCCUUGGACAGAGUUUGAGAAUGCUUUCGGAGACUAUCCCAGGCUAAAGAUGGAAGACCUGACACAUGACGACAUCACAAAAUAUGUCGUUUCUAAAUUUGAGGUAAAUUCUCAAUUUACAAGGUUCCAGAAGCUACAUCCUCAAUUUGCUGGUGCUUUGAGCCACUCGAUCGCCGACAAAGCGAGGGGUGUUUUUUUAUGGGUUACCAUUGUUGUCGCGUCGCUCUUGGCUGGGAUGGUGGCUGGCGACCGCGUUGAAGAUAUCGAGAAUCGACUCGAUCUGCUGCCAUCAGAAAUGGAUGACCUCUAUGGAAGAAUCAUCGAAAGCAUUGAUCCUCUCUAUCGCGAACAUGCCGCUCAGCUCUUCAAGCUAGUCAAUACAUGUAGGGAGCCUUCGCUACGUCUGUUAUGGUAUGCGGAUGAGGUCAGGUUUUUGGACCGGACAAUUGACGAAGACCCGAAUGCUGUUCCAUUGGAAGAUAUGAUUGGUCGACUAGAAGACAUGCGCCGCCGUAUUGUUAGUCGGUGCAGAGGCUUACUUGAAGUUCAUGAGAACACGAGACCUAUACCACUCUAUGACCAUAAUGGCGUGAAACAGCCCUGCGAUCCUGCAAAACCCGAUGGAGGCGACGUUGUAUAUCUACACAGGACAUUUAAGGAGUUUCUAAGGAGGCUUGAUACGCAGCAAAAGCUCGAUAGCUAUCUUACCACACCUUACGAUUCUGGGCUAAGGAUCUCAGCGGCAUAUGUAUCCCUGGCCAAACUAUGGAUGAGAUCAAAGGCACAAACCAAAGAUGGGACUUAUCCUUUCCAGAUCUUUGUGAUUUUAAGCCUGGAUUAUGCGGGGGACGCUUUGCCAUCCUCACGGUCUGAUGUUGUUCGAUUACUGGAUCAUCUGCGGGAAAAUUGUGCCAGUCUCUGCCAGUUUAAGUAUAAGGACCACAGGUUCAGAGAUCCGAAGGGUGAAUGGCAGAGAAAAUUGACUGAGAUUGAAGUGAGCGAUUACUGCUCUGAUCCCAAUCAAGAGUUCCUCUGCCUGGCGACUGUGAUGUGUGCCGGGGAAUAUAUCAGAGCAAAGGCAGACCGCAAUGGUCUUGUCAUGAUUGCGAAGCGGAACCCAAGUCAGGAACAUUUAAAGCUGCGUGCACUUUGGUGGAGAAUACAGGGAAACCCCGAGCGACUCAAUGUCUCCCUUCUUUCGCUUGUGCGCCUGACAGACACAAGGAGUGCAUCAGUGAUUAAAUUGUUACUUGACCAAGGAGCAAAGCCAAACAAAAUGAUUAAGCAGAUUGGAUUCCGCAGAUCAGCAUGGGAAGAGCUACUUGCCGGUGCUAUUGCACAUAUUGAGAGAAACUUAAAGGAAGUAGAUAGCCAGGUGACAGAAUGCGUGCAUCUUAUGCUGGAACGAGGAGCAAAGGUGACUGUCGGGACCGUGGAAACAGCAAUUAAAAUAUCAAAGGAGUGUUCGGUGCCGCGAUAUUUGAUAUGGCUCACCAUCAACCGCCACCAGAGACAAGCUAAGGUCCGCAGGAAUGCGUCACUGGACAUUGUGUAUGCGCAACUUAAGGUGAUGAAGAAGGAUCGGGAGGCCCCCUUCAGGAUUACAUAG
Fusarium musae is the source of this 2955-nucleotide messenger RNA. RefSeq lists its product as uncharacterized. NCBI's taxonomy places the organism in Eukaryota, Fungi, Ascomycota, Sordariomycetes, Hypocreales, Nectriaceae. The transcript has a single exon. The record is from RefSeq and is a predicted model, not a curated record. The coding region runs from base 1 to 2955 and encodes 984 amino acids.